AUGACUCCACUGUACCUAUCUAAGCUAUUCCCUUGGGCAUUCAUUGGGUCUGGGGAAAAUAUCAAACUGCAUGGUGUCCAUGACGAGUCCAUGAUGACUUCAGUGUCUGGCAUAGCUGCCUACUUUGGAAAGGUUAAAAGCUUGGUUACUCUUGUUCGAUUCAUUCACCAGAAUCCAGGUCCUGUCUCGUUUGUUCUUAUCACUCAAAAGCAACCUUCGUCAUCGGGGUACAGAAAAUUAGCUAAACGAGUGCGGAAGAUGAAGAGAAACCGUCUUCGUUCUCCAUCGCGCCAUCGUGUCCAUGUCCAGCUCCUGUCAUCUCCCUCUGUUCCUCUAAAUCAAACUCACAAUGCACAUCUCAAUAUGGCUCGUUUCUUUGCGGCAACAUCAGCCGUUGUAUUCUUCCCGGACGGGAUUUCUUCUCCUGCACCUCCGCAUCUCUAUGAGACGCUUUCAGAAAUUGCCGCGGAACUCGCAUAUCCUAUAAUUAUCGAACCUACUCUUCGCCGCCCAGUGAAGUCCAGUCAUAAUCUGGGUACUCGGGGCGAAGGCUCGGAUGGAUUCUUCUCUUACAACUCGCUGCUGUAUAUUCCACGAAAUGCCUCUGUGUGGUGUCCUGAACGCUUCUUCAUUGCAUCUCCCCUCGAAUGGUCGGAAUGCCUUUGGUUUACGUGGCUGAAGCACCCACAAUCUCUUCGGUCUCCAACACUGGAUAAGAUUUACGAAGCCAUGUCGUCCUAUGGUCCGCAGUCACUAGCCAAUAAUGAUGAUGCUGAAUAUCAUCAUCCCGUUCUGCCACGCUCAGAACCAAAACCCACCAUCCAGUCGUAUGAGCGUGCAGUUCCGCUCGGAAGCCUGCGUAAUGGCUGCCAGAGAACUACACGCCCAGGGGGUCUGGACCCAGGCUCCCGACCCGAACCCUCACAACAAGUCAGGCUCUUUGAGAACGUGCAACAUGUCAAGGCCAUGUGCAGCUCGGUAUUGAGGGCGUGGGGAAAGUAUUUGUUGAGUGAUUGA
Molecule: messenger RNA, 1017 nt
Organism: Cantharellus anzutake
Lineage: Eukaryota; Fungi; Basidiomycota; Agaricomycetes; Cantharellales; Hydnaceae
Exons: 4
Coding region: 1-1017 (338 amino acids)
Source: RefSeq, a predicted model, not a curated record